AUGAGUUAUAUUGGUGUUGGUGAUGAUAUUGUUACAUUGUGUGUUCAAUCUAGAAGUACUGAAAUUGGAUCUGGAACGGGAAGUAAUCAAGUAAGUUCUUCAGCUCCCGUUUAUGGCAAUGCACAACUAAAUAAUUAUCAUAAUCAAAAUUUCAUGGUUCCACAACAAUUUAAUCACCAACAAAUUUCUCAUCAUUUUCGUAGUCAACCCAUUCAAAAUCUGCAACAUUACCAAAAUCCACAAUCUUUUGAUCCAACCCCAAAUAAAUAUUUUGAUAUUAGUCAAUAUGAUGAUCUUAAAGAAGAUUCAGAUUGGUUUUUUGGUAAAAGUGAACAAAAAGAAACACUUCAUGUCGAGGAACAAGUCAUUGAUGAUGAUGAUGAUGAUGAAAAAGAUGUAAAUGAAGAUGAUGAUGAUGAAGAAGUCGCUGAAAAAGAAGAAGUCCAUGAAGAAAAGAAAAACAAAGUUUGUGACAAGAAAGCUUGGGAUGCUAAACAAGAACCACGUGAGUACUAUUGGAAUAUGCCAGAAUUACUUCCAAUACCAGAAGAAGACUUGGUAAAGAUACCUGUUGAUUUUUACACCAGAGUUGUUCGUAUCAAGAAAGGUGAUUGUUUUGAUACAAAAGAAGACUUGAAGAUAGCUUUGUAUACGAAAUGUGUGGAAGAUGGCUGCCAACUAGUUGUUUCGAGAUCAGAUAAAGAUCGUUUUGAAACAAAGUGUAAAAUUGAUCAACAAGGUUGUACGUGGCGUAUGAUGUCAAGGAGGGUAAAAAAUUGUGAAAUGUUUCAAGUCACUACAUUCAUUGAUCAACAUACUUGUUCAAGAACUCAACUUUAUCCUCACCAUAGACAAGCAAACAAAAAGGUGUUGGGUGGAUUUUUGGCGGAGUUAAUGUUUGUGAAAGGAAGGGUAUAUAGGGGUCAUGAGAUUAUGACUGACAUAAAUGCUCGGUUCAAGAUUAAUAUCUCAUAUUCUCAAGCUUGGAGAGCCAAGUGUUAUGCCUUGGAACUGUUGAGGGGGUCACCAGAAGCAUCGUUUGCCCAACUUCCAGCUUAUUGUCACAAUUUAAAGUUGAAAAAUCCCGGUUCGGUAACUCAUAUCAAAACAGAUAGAGAUGGACGUUUUGAGUUAUUGUUUAUCGCCAUUGGUGCAGCGAUACGUUCGUUUGUUUCUUUCUUGCGGCCAGUUAUUAUAGUUGAUGCGGCACAUCUAAAAGGUCGAUAUCUUGGAACGAACUUAUUAGCAGUAGGCAUGGAUGCUAAUAACGGGAUACUACCAAUAGCUUAUGGGGUUGGCAAAUCUGAAACCUCUGAUUCGUGGACAUGGUUUAUGGGGCAUCUUAGGGAUUGCAUAGGUACGGUUAGCAAUUUGACAAUCAAAUCCGAUAGGGCAAACUCAAUUGAUAUGGCUAUUAGAAGGUGCUUUCUAAAUGCCUUUCAUGGACUUUGUGCUGUUCAUUUGUAUAGAAAUCUAAAACCAAGGUCUCCUGGUAUAAAACAUCAUCAAUGGACAUAUUGGAAAGCGGUGAAAGCUUAUCGAGAAGUGGAUUUUAAUAGACAUAUAAAUCGUUUGAGACAUGUUAUGCCCGAGUCUUCCCAAACACUAGAAGCUAUUGGGUUUGAAAGAUGGUCAAGAGUACACGCUCUUGGAGCAAGGUAUGGUUUCAUGACAUCUAAUAGUGCAGCAUCAAUCAACUCUCUAAGUCGCCAUUCAAGGAAAUUACCCAUUACUAUGUUAAUGGAGUUUUUCCGCGCAUCUCUUCAAGAGUGGUAUUAUAGGAAAAGAAAUGUUGCAGAAUCAUUUGAACGUCGUGUUACACCAUGGACUGAAAAAAAGAUUGCAAAACGUGUUGUGAAGUCAACUUCUUGGAGAGUUGAACCAUGUUCCAACACAUUGUUUGAAGUUAUAGAUCAUAACUUGAAUGGACUUGUCGAUCUAGAUGCAAAGACGUGUACUUGUGGAAAAUGGCAAACUUCUGGUUUUCCAUGUGGUCAUGUUAUAAAAGUUGCUCUUCAUCUAAACCAAGAUGAUUCAAGUGUAUAUGCUAUGGAGUGUUACACUUCAAAAGCAUAUCGUCAGACGUAUGCCGAGAUUGUCUAUCCCAUACCACAUCCAUCUGAAUGGGAGAUACCAGAUGACUUACAAACAGUUUUGCCACCGGUUAUGGACAGAAGGCUACUUGGCCGCCCCAAAAAUCGUGAUCGUAUUCCGUCUAAGGGUGAGGAGAAGAAAAACCCGACAUGUAGUCGUUGUAAGUAA
Molecule: messenger RNA, 2262 nt
Organism: Erigeron canadensis
Lineage: Eukaryota; Viridiplantae; Streptophyta; Magnoliopsida; Asterales; Asteraceae
Exons: 4
Coding region: 1-2262 (753 amino acids)
Molecular function (GO): zinc ion binding
Source: RefSeq, a predicted model, not a curated record